AUGUUGUUACAAUUGGGAUUGAACGGUUGUUACCGUGGUGUAGUGAGACCCAGCGUUAUCGCAAGAGCUUCUAGAACGCUCGGUAAGAGAUUUAACUCGCAGGCUGUCAAGACUACUUUUGAAAAAGAGCAUGAGAUUUUAGUGGCUCAGAGAGGUAACAGACCUGUUUCUCCACAUUUGACCAUUUAUCAACCACAGUUGACAUGGUACUUGUCUUCUUUGCAUCGUAUUACUGGUGUUAUUCUUGGAUCAGGGUUCUUUGCAGUUACUAUCGCAUUUGGUAUUUCUACCCUAUUUGGUCUAGGGCUUAACACUGAGAAUUUGAAGAACUAUUACAAAGAGAAAGUACCAGCUUGGGCUGAUUGGACUGCUAAAGGUACUGCAGCCUAUUUCUUUGCAUUCCAUUUCGGUAAUGGUAUUAGACAUUUGAUUUGGGAUACCGGUAAGGAGUUGACUAUCAAGGGUGUUAACAGAACAGGUAUUGUUGUCUUGGCCCUCACUGCCAUUGGUGGAACUGCACUAUUAUUCAAAUGA
Molecule: messenger RNA, 534 nt
Organism: Torulaspora delbrueckii
Lineage: Eukaryota; Fungi; Ascomycota; Saccharomycetes; Saccharomycetales; Saccharomycetaceae
Gene: SDH3
Product: succinate dehydrogenase cytochrome b subunit SDH3
Exons: 1
Coding region: 1-534 (177 amino acids)
Biological process (GO): mitochondrial electron transport, succinate to ubiquinone; tricarboxylic acid cycle
Cellular component (GO): membrane
Molecular function (GO): succinate dehydrogenase activity; electron transfer activity
Source: RefSeq, a predicted model, not a curated record